Pristis pectinata (smalltooth sawfish) is the source of this 3114-nucleotide messenger RNA. RefSeq names its product component of oligomeric golgi complex 2 (gene cog2). The record is from RefSeq and is a predicted model, not a curated record. Bases 446 to 2617 code for a protein of 723 amino acids. NCBI's taxonomy places the organism in Eukaryota, Metazoa, Chordata, Chondrichthyes, Rhinopristiformes, Pristidae. The transcript has 18 exons. Gene Ontology annotation, cellular component: COG complex; membrane. Gene Ontology annotation, biological process: Golgi organization; intra-Golgi vesicle-mediated transport; protein transport.
AGCCGAGGAUGGAGCCGCGGCGGGCGGCCGGGUCGCUCGUCCUGCCCGCGGGGUCCGGCUCUCUCUGCUUCAACAAGGACGAGUUUCUGAAGGUAAAGCCGCCGCGGCCUCGACCCCUUGGUCAAGGGACAGCGGAGCCUGGGGUCGGCGGCGGCCCGGGCCUGUCCACCCAUAGCCCGGGUACCGCCUCCUCCCGCCCCUUCUGACCGGACAACAACACGCUGCAACCCGGGCUUUAAUCCCACCAGUGACUCCUCUCCGCCGCCCAGUGCCCAGUGCAACACUCGGUAACCUUUCAAUGGCAUUGAUGGGGUCUCAGUUCGAAGAGAGUCCUUGCCUCGGCUGGAAACACUCGGGGGCAGGCUGCAUUCCUGGAAAGGGAAACAGAAUUAAUGGCUUCCCAGGCUGAAGACACUUCGUCGUCGGUGGGAAAGAGUGGGGGAAGAUGUUUGAAGCUGCAGUGAAGGAUGAUUUUGAUGUGGAUCAUUUUGUGUCUGAAUGUAGAAAACAUGUCCAAUUGGAGACACUUCGGGAUGAUCUGGAACUUUAUUACAAGCUUUUGAAAACUGCUAUGGUGGAACUGAUAAAUAAAGACUAUGCGGAUUUUGUCAAUCUUUCCACCAACCUGGUUGGUAUGGACAAAGCCUUGAAUCAUCUGACAGUACCACUGGGUCAAUUGAGAGAAGAGGUGAUGAGCCUGAAGCUGGCAGUUAGCGAAGGGAUUCAAGCAAUAGAUGACCGUCUGGCAAAAGAAGAGGACAUCAGAAAGAAGAAGAUGUGUGUGUUAAGACUGCUUCAGGUAAUACGAUCAGUUGAGAAAAUUGAAAAGAUCCUUCACUCUCAGUCUUCCAAAGAGGCUUCUCCCUUAGAAACCAGUGGUGCACCCUUAGCUGGUCAGAUGCUGGAAAGGAUUGGCACAGAGUUUAACCAGUUACACUUUCAUGCAGUGCAAAGCAAGGGAAUGCCCCUUUUGGACAAAGUGAGACCUCGAAUAGCUGGGAUCACAGCCAUGCUCCAGCAGUCUCUGGAAGGACUACUAUUGGAAGGUCUGCAGACUGCCAAUGUUGAGAUUGUUCGUCCUUGUCUACGAACCUAUGCCACCAUAGACAAAACAAAGGAUGCAGAAGCACUGAUUGGCCAGGUGCUUGUGAAACCGUAUGUGGAGGAGGUAAUCUGUGAAGAAUUUGUGCAGUCUCGGGCAAAUGGUCUUAAAGAGAUGUAUGGCAAACUGCUGGACUUCAUUCCCAACCAUUGCCGUAUCCUCCAAGUGGUGACUGGAGGAGCAAUAACUGGUGAUAAAAACAAAGUGAUUCCAGGAUACGAUUUUACAGUGAAUUCUGUCUGGCCAGAAAUGGUGCGAGGCUUAGAGGGAAAGUUGCCAUCAUUAUUUAACCCAGGCAAUCCAGACACAUUCCAUGAGAAAUACACAAUUACUAUGGAGUUUAUUAGAAAAUUUGAGUGGCAGUGUGCAUCCCAAGCAAGUGUUAAAAGACUGCGCUCACAUUCGGCGUACCAAAGUUUCCAUGGCAAAUGGAGCCUGUCUGUUUAUUAUCAGAUUCGGUUCAAAGAAAUUGCAGGAAAUUUGGAGGCUUCGUUGUCUGAAGGUUUGAAGGAAGCACCAGAUGGAAGCAAGUUCAGGCUUCAGGUUACUUGCAUUCUAUGGCAGAACCUUAUGAAAUGCUGGGAUGAUCGCAUCUUCCUCGCUCCAUUGGCUCACCGUUUCUGGAAACUGACUCUGCAGUUGCUAGCACGUUACGUUAAGUGGGUGGACGAGUUGCAAACUGCAUCAUCAGACAAGGACCUUGCUCACCAUGGGAUAAAACCUUCACCUGCCAUCAACAACAGCGUGGUGUCCUCUUCAAAUGGAAGUAGUGAGGAAAUGGGAAAUGGGCAAGCUCCUGAUGUGAAAACUGUUCCACCUCUCUCUGUUAGUCAACUUGUGUACCUUGUUGCUGAUUUAGACAAGGUCGAAGAACAGCUUCCUGGCCUUUUAGACCUAAUUAACCCAAGACUAGAGAAUAUUGGAUUUCAGAAUUUCUCUCUCAUUUCAGAAGCACUGGCAGACUCUCAAACUUCAGUGAAAAGCAGUAUACCUGCAUUAAGUGACAAGAUUAUUGAGGAACUGAGUGAAGCCUGUUUCAGUUAUCUUAAAAAUGCCUCAGAAGUCCCCAGGCUCUAUCGGAGGACUAACAAGGAAGUGCCUACCAAGGCUUCCUUGUAUGUUGAGAAUGCCUUGAAACCCCUGUACAACCUUCAGAGUCAAUAUAAAAGCAUUGUGAAAGAAAACAGAAUACAGGAGUGGUUAUCGGGUGCUCUUAGAAUUAGCACAGAAAGGUAUUAUGAAACAGUUUCUGAUGUUCUAAGCUCAGUUAAAAAAAUGGAGGAGAGUCUCAAGCGACUGAAGCAAGCAAGAAAAUCUGCAGCUCCAAGCAACAUGGGAACAAAUAGUGGCAUCAGUGACGAUAACAAAAUCAGGUUACAACUUGCUUUGGAUGUUGAGUACCUGUGGGAUCAAGUCCAGAAACUGGGCUUGCAGAUGUCAUCCUUUACACAGUUUGUGGCUCUGCUGGACGUAGCACAAGCUGCAAAAGCUGUGGCCACGGCGGAGCCUGUCUGACAGACUACGGGAGCCAGGAAGAAAUAACAACUCCACUCUCCAGCCAGACUUUACAACAAACAGUUCUUCACAGCUGCCAUUUACAGUUUACGCCUAUAACUCACACCGUGGGCAUGUGUUGCCAAUUUCGCCCCCUUUCUUCCUGGCGUCUUAGCUGUGAUAAAACAAUCAUGAAGGUGGGACUGCAGCUUGUAAAUCUCUGAAGAAUGUUUGUGCAAUAUUACUAUGGAGUUAUUGAAUGAUAAUUGUACCUUGUACUUAUAAAUAUUUGGAGAACUGGACAACAUGUUGAGGAUGCAGGAUUUCAGUGGCUGCAUCAGGCAAGUGCAAUUUUUAUUUUUACACACUUUAAAUGUGGUUGGAAUUGAAACUUCAAACACGAGAACUGUGAUUAUUUUUCCAAGAGUGGGGAAGAAUGUAAAGUAAAGCAUAAUUCUAAUUUCUGCUACGUCAAUGAUUUACCGACAUAUUUAAAUAAAUUAACAAGGAAUUCUGGA